CAGAAAAAGGGGAACGGGGACGAUCGCGGCACUGCUGCGGAGCCUGAAGGAAGAGGAGGGGGGGAAGAAUGGGAGCUCUGACGUCAGCGCGGUGACGUAACAACCCGGCAUCGAGGAGGUGGAAGCCAGCCCCCCAAUUUUCAUUCUCUGUGAGAAGUAAGCGAGGAGGGAGCCCCCUCCCCCCCCGCCCCGGAGCCAUGGCGGCCGCAGGGGGCGGGGCCGCGCUAGAGGAGGAGAGCGAGGUGGUGCGCGUGCGCGUUAAGAAGAGUGAGGGCCUACAGCCCCCCGAGUUCCGCUCCUUCGCCGUCGAUCCCCACAUCACCUCCCUGGACGUGCUGCAGCGCAUCCUGGCGCGGGCGUUCGACCUGCAGGGGAAGCCGGGGUUCUCCGUGAGCUUCGCUCGCCGCGAGCCGUCGGGCCACGAGGCACUGGUGCCGCUAACGAGCGACGAAGACCUGGCGGCGGCUUUCGCCCACGCGCGUCCCGCGCUCCGCCUGCGCCUCGACGUGCGCGCGCCCGCAGAGAGUCCCGGCCUGGAGGACUGGGACAUCAUCAGCCCCCGCGAGGCGGCUGCCGCCGAGAGCCUUCCCGAGCGGCGCUCGCUGCUGGCGGCCGCCCUGCCCUUCACGCAGGCCCUGCUGGCGCAGGUGGGCCGGACGCUGGCGCGGGCGCAGGCAGCGCUCUCGUGGCCCGAGGGGUCUGCGUCGCCACCGCCCUGCGCCCCCCUGAGCGAUGCGGCGCUGCGCUCCUGCCUGGGCCCCGGUGGGCGCCUGCUGCGCCCGCACGACCUGCGCCUCCACGUCUUCCACGGCGGCGUCGAGCCCGGCUUGCGCAAGGUGGUGUGGCGUUACCUGCUCAACGUUUUCCCGGCGGGGCUGUCGGGGCAGGAGCGGCUGCAGCACCUCCGCUCCAAAGCCGAGGAGUACGCGGCGCUCAAGGCUCUGCUGGCGGCGCGGGCGGCACCGGCCGAGCUGGCGCUGGUGGCGGCUGCCGUGCGCAAGGACGUGGUUCGCACCGAUCGCGGUCACCCCUAUUUCGGGGGCCCCGAAGAAGGACACCCCCAUUUAGCUGCCCUGCAGGCGCUGCUCACCACCUUCGCCCUGGGCCACCCGCGCCUCUCGUACUGCCAGGGCAUGUCGGACGUGGCGGCGCCGCUGCUCGCCGUGCUGGACGACGAGGCCCAAGCGUUCCUUUGCUUCUGCGCCCUCAUGCGCCGCCUGGCGCCGCGUUUCCGCCCCGGCGGCCGCGGUUUGGCUCGCGCUUUCGCUCACCUCCGCCGUCUUUUACGUCGCGCUGACCCCGAGUUUUGGGCAUUUUUGGUCGCUCGCGGCGCUCACGAUUUGCUCUUUUGUUACCGGUGGCUUUUGUUAGAGCUGAAGCGAGAAUUUGCCUUCGAAGACGCGUUGAGGGUCUUGGAGAUCACGUGGAGCUCGUUGCCGCCGGCACCGCCGCCGCCGCCGCAUGGCGUCGCCCUCCUGGGAGCCCCGCUGGGGCCGCGGCGAGCGCAGAGAGGCCUGAGGGAGCGACGAGGGCUGCGCCCGCGGCCACCACGGCGACACCGCCGCCGGCAGCUCCAGAAGGAACGAGGGGAAAAGGAGGAUCUCGGUGACACCGGCGAGGCUGGAGGGAAAGCAAAGAGCUCCAGCGAUGGCCAGGAGGGUUCUGGGAGCUCCAGGGAUGGCCAGAAAUGUCCCAGGAGCUCCGAGGAUGUCCAAGAGAAUCCCAAGAGCUCCAGGGGUGGUCAAGAGGGUUCCGAGAUCUUCAGUGAUGUCCAGGAGGGUUUUGAGAUCUCCAGGAGCAUCCAGGAGGGUAUCGAGAGCUCCAGUGACAUCCAAGAUGGUUUUGAGACUUCCAGGAACAUCCAGGAGGAUCCCAAGCGCUCCAGUGAUGUCCAAGAUGAUUCCGAGGGCUUCAGGAACGUCCAGGAGGGUCCCAAGGGCUCCAGCGACAUCCAAGAUUGUUCCGAGGGCUCCAGGAAUGUCCGGGAGGGUCCCAAGAGCCUUGAGGGUGACCAAGAAGGUCGAAAGAGCUCCAGCAACAUCCAAGGUGGCUUCGAAAGUGACCCCAAGGAGCCUGGGGUCUCCGGGGACGUCCAACGUGGUCCUGGCAGCUCCUGGAAUGACCGAGAGGAUCCAAAGAUCUCCCAGGACGUCCUCAGCAGCGCCAAGGGCUCCAGGGAGGUGCGUGAUGCCCCAAAAGAGGUGGGGGAAGACCACAAAGAGGUGGUUGUUGCCCUCGAAGUGGUCGGUGAUGCCUCCAGCUCCCCCGGUGAGGUCAGUAGAGACCUCCAAGUGAGAUGCGAUGACCCCAAAGAUGUUGGUGAAGUCCUCAGAGAGGUUGGAGAAGCCCCCAAAGAGGUGGGUGAUGCCCUCAAAGACGUUGAAGAAGCCCUCAAAGAAAUUGAGGCUGUUAAAGAGGUUGGAGAAAUCCCCAAAGAUAUUGGUGGUGGUCUCAAAGACAUUAGUGAUGCUUUGGAAGAGGCUGAAGCCCUCAAAGGCAUUAGAGAAGUCUCCAAAGGCAUUGGUGAUGUUCUCGAAGACAUUGGAGAAGCCUCCAAAGAAGUUGAACCCCCCAAAGACAUUAGAGAAGCCCCCAAAGAUAUUGGCGAUGUCUUUGAAGAGGCUGAAGCCCUCAAAGGGGUUAGAGAAGCCCCCAAAGACGUUGAUGAUGCCCUCACAGACAUUGAAGCCCUCAAAAAGGCUGGAGAGGGCCCUAAAGAGGUGGGUGAUGCUCUCAAAGACAUUGGCCGAGUCCCCAAAGAGGUGGUUGGAGCCCCCAGAGAGGUGGUUGAAGCCCCCAAGAUGGUCUGCGAUGAUCCCAGCACCAACCCGGAGGCUUCUGCUGCCCUGGAGGACCCAUGGGGUGGCGGUUGGGUCUGGGAAGACUCCUGUUCUUCCUCUUCUUCAUCCUCAUCAUCUUCAUCCUCGGAGGAGGAGGUGGGCCUGGAGGACGACGGAGCGCCGUUGCCGCCGCCGGAAGAGCUUGGCCAAGGCAACCCCUUCCUGCUCUUCGUCUGCUUGGCCAUGCUGCUGGAGCAACGCGAGGCCGUGAUGGCGCGGGCCAGCGACUACAACGAGGUGGCCAUGCACUUCGACCGCCUGGUGCGGCGACACCACCUGCCCCGCGUCCUCCGGCGCGCCAAAGCCCUCUUCGCCCGCUACCUCGAGGGGUGGGGAGGUGGCCAUGGUGUGGGGGGAACCCCAGGCCCAGGGGAUGACGGCUAGGGGGCUUUUGGGGACCUUCUCAGGAGGUCCUGGAGGGGGCCGAGGUGGGGUUGGGUUAUUGAGGGGUUGAGAUAUGGGGUCUGGGAGCUCCUCAGGAGGUCCAAGAGGGGUCUGAGAUAGGGUUGGGGUCUCAGGUGGUUGAGAAAUGGGGUCUGGGGGCUCCUCAGGAGGUCCAGGAGGGGUCUGAGAUAGGGUUGGGGUCUCAGGGCGUUGAGAAA
Molecule: messenger RNA, 3442 nt
Organism: Cuculus canorus (common cuckoo)
Lineage: Eukaryota; Metazoa; Chordata; Aves; Cuculiformes; Cuculidae
Gene: TBC1D25
Product: TBC1 domain family member 25
Exons: 6
Coding region: 198-3224 (1008 amino acids)
Biological process (GO): activation of GTPase activity; regulation of autophagosome maturation
Cellular component (GO): autophagosome
Molecular function (GO): GTPase activator activity; protein binding
Source: RefSeq, a predicted model, not a curated record